UCACCUUAUCAUGAUCCAAACAACUCACCAAGACCACCCCUUCCUAAAAAUAAGCCCAGUCCUGCUGGAAACAAGCCACGUCCACCAUUGCCCAAAAAGCCACCAGUGGCCAAGAAGCCAGCAAGAUUGUUGUCCUCGACAAGUGUGGAGGACGGAUCUGAGACAGGUUUGUCGUGUUCCCCUGACCCCCAAGUACCCACGACCCCCAAGCAUGCUGCCUGCUCACCUGAUGAUUUGUCCAGCUCACAUCAAACCGCCCUCACCUCCCAGGACAACAAAUUGCACAAAAGAAAAACUAAAUCAGCCAAGCGUACAGUAGCUGAACUUGGUCUGUACGCUGCCGGAAAGAGCUUGUUCUAUGUUGAUCAGUCUCCGACUGAUGAGAACGCACCUCCCUCCAACACCGUGCCCUCCUUGCCUGCUCAGACCCCCAGCACAAGCACUGUAACGUCCUCAAGUGAUGACAAGUCUGAACAUGUUUCUGUUGUGCCAACCAAAAACUCAAAAACCCCUCCAAAAGCCACCAAACGUCGGAGCUUGAGGUCAUCUAACAGUAGUCCUAACCAAGUGAACUCAAUUCCUGUUUUGAAUGAUGUGUGUGAUGGUAGAAGUAGAUGGUAUGUUUCUUCUCCAACAGCAGCUGCGUCUGAACAUGCAGCUGUGUCUGAGGAAGCAGUUGUGCCUGAAGCAGCAGCUGUUCCCGAAGCAGCUGUGUCUGAGGAAGCAGCUGUACAGGCAGCAACAAACUGUGUUACAGGAAAUGCAACAAAAACAGACAGACAAUCUGCUGACACAGAUGGAAAGUGUGCUGAAGUGUUACCACAAGAACCAACAAGUCCACAACCUGUACCCAAUGGCCAAAAGAAAAUGGGUCCCAAACUCAGUCCCAAGCCGAGUCCUAAACCCAGUCCACGACCUGUACCAAGACCUGCACCCAAACCCAGGAAACGCUUGCUUUCCAUGGAAAACUUGGAUCAGGUUUCACCAAACAAAGAAUUGUCAGAAGGUUCACAAGUGAAAUCAUCAUUAGAACAUACACCAUCGGAGCUAACAUCACCAGCAUCAGACAAGUCAACUGAAAGUAAUCUCAGCUCAUCAACCGUACAUACUGACGAAGGCUCACUCCAUGCUACUGGGGAGGUUGAAAACCUUACAGCUCAGACUCCAUCUCAAAGUACAGAAACUGCACAAAGUCCUCAAUAUAUUGGCAUGAAUGGUAAAGGUCCACAUACACCUACCCAUAACACAGGACUCAACCGUAGUCUUUCUAGUGAUAAGAGUGGGAAAGAAGGAAGUGUUUGUGUGAGGACUAGUUCUAAAAGUACAUCAGAGCCAGCUGAGAUGGAACGGGAAAAAAGUAUUACUGUUGAGAAUGUGCCAGAAGAUUCUUGUGAUAAAGUUACCAGUCCUGCAAAGGUUUCCAGAAGUGAUGAGGAUGAUCCUUCAAAUGAAAACACAUGUGAAAUGUUGAAGGAAAUUGAGGCACUCUUAAGCAAAAACUUUGGAGAGAGUGGUGUUUUGGCUGAAAAACCAAAAGUCUUGAAUGAUGUUAAUAAUGAACAAAACGUAUGCUCUGAAGUAAGGAAGUCUACCAAUUCUUUAGAAAGACGAGGUUCAAGUGACUCAGUCAAGUCGGAAUCUAGUCCUUCAACCCCUCUCCGGCCUCCACGACCACGCCGCGCGGCAUCGCAGCUCCUUAAACAUUUAAGUUUUGACCAGCCUGUUGUACUGAAGGAUAAUGAUUCAAGUGGAAACAAAGCAGCUUCUUUCAAAAAACCAUGUCCACCCAAACCAAAGAGGACUAACCUGUCACGAUUUGGCCGUAGCCAGUCUGAUGUCAGCGGGAUGUUAGGCCUGGUAGAAAAGAUGGACUCCCCAGAAAUUGACCCUUCCAGGCCAAAUGUUCCAGUGAGGCAUCAGUCCUUCAGUCCAGGUGAUGCUCCUCCACCACUACCACCCAGAAACAGUGUCAGAUGUGUUUCCAUGGAGGAGUCAGAAAUAGUCCAACAGCUUCAAGGGGAAGUGAAACAGGAUAAGUCGAUGCCACCUGUGCCAGCAAGGACAUCGAUUCCACCAGGUUCACAAGCACCUUUUGCUAAACCACCCCGAGUCCGAUCUCGCACCCGGCCAAAGCGAGAUGCACCCCCUCCUCCUCCUGGUCACCCUCCAGCAGUAAAGACCAAGUCAUUGGAUCAGAGUGGUUCGUUAGAAAAGUCGUCAGUACAAAACAAGCCGGCUGACUCAGAUCACCGAACCUCAAAGCAGUAUAGAAAGAUUGAAAUUUCCGACUCAAAGAAAACAUGUGAUGUGAAGGAAUUUGUUGAAACUUCCUCAGACAAAGAUGAUUCCUUUGAUCAUGAUUACCAUGAGAUUGGUGAACAUCCUCCUUCAGAGAGAUCUUCUCCUGUGAAGGAGGUGACCCCUCCUCCGUCACUUCCCCCCAGGAGCUACCGACACUCAACAGCAUCGGUCAAGCCUGAGGAAGAUGGAGAUGUUGCUGCAGGGGAGAAUAAACCAGACAGCUUCAGGGACAAACAGGAUGCUGAUGUUCCUGAUGGAGCAGAUGUGCCCAGAAAGGACACUACAGACAAUCUCAGCUGCUCCAGUGAUGGCAAUCAGAGUCUUCUCUCCAGCACCAGAGAGGAACAUUCAGAUCACCUCGAUGUCUCAACCCCGAAGUGGCAGAGGUCAAGGCCGGUCAGUGAUACCAGUCAGUUGAGCACCAACUCCAGUGGGUCAGGAGACAACUUCUCUAACGUGGUGGGGCAAGAUAUUAGCUCUGACUCAGACGAGGAUCAAGAAGAUGCUACCUAUCAGAAAUUAAAGAGGGCUCGGAAGGUUUUCUACAUCGCAGAGGAGAUCAAGAAAUCUGAGGAGGUGUUUGUGGAUGUCUUGAAGCUCCUCAACAUAGACUUCCGUAACCACGUGACCAAGGCGGCGGAGAAAGUGGAUCACGCGGUGAUUCCGAGCGAGAUGCUGAACAAGAUUCUGGACUAUCUGCCUCAGCUGCACAACUUCAAUGAAGACCUCCUUAAAGACCUGACCGAGCGGAUAGAGCACUGGAAGGAAAACCCUAAGGUUGCAGACAUAUUUGUGAAGAAAGGUCCGUUUCUCAAGCUCUACUCCUCAUACAUUCGCAACUUUGAAAAUGCCACAGCCAUGUUCGAGGAGUCAUGUAAACGAUAUCCUGAAUUUCAGCGUAUUGUCAAGGAAUUUGAGGUAUCAUCCCGCUGUGCCAGUCUGGCACUCAAACACUACAUGCUCAAACCCAUCCAGAGGAUACCCCAGUACAAACUCCUUCUGCAAGACUACUUGAAAAACCUGCCCAUAGAUUCUCCGGACUACAAGCACACUGAAGUUGCCCUAACUAUUGUCAGUGAGGUGGCCGACCAUGCCAACGAGAGCAUGAGACAUGGGGACACGGUACAGAAGCUGCUGGAGAUACAGCACUCUCUGAUUGGUCAGUUUGAGGUGAUCCAGCCGGGCAGAAAUCUCAUCAAGCACGGGGAGCUGCAGAAGUCGUCAAGGAAGGAGCUGCAGCCGCGGAUGUUUUACCUGUUCAACGAUGUCCUGCUGUAUACCACCCCAGUCACCGGUGGCUACAGACUCAACAACAUUCUGCCUCUCACUGGAAUGAAGGUGUGCACUCCGCAGCAGGAAGCAUUCAGCAAUGAAUUCAGCAUCAUCAGUGUUCAGCGCUCGUUCACUGUGGCUGCCAGUACUCCGGAGGAGAGAGAUGAGUGGCUGAAAGCUCUCACGUCAGCCAUCGCUGAGAUUACGUCUAGGAGACACACUUUCGAAGCCAUGCAGCAUGGGCCACAGGUGUAUUGUCUCCUGCAGAAUUUCGUGCUGGACAAGGACUUUGUGUUGGGUCACAAGGCACCGCUGUGGGUGCCGGACGCCCGCGUCACCAUGUGCAUGCUGUGUCUGGGCGAGUUCACUAUUACCUGGAGGCGACACCACUGUCGUUCAUGUGGGAGAGUUGUAUGUGGCUACUGUUCCGACAAUAAGGCGCCACUGCGUUACCUGAAGUAUAAGCCAGCUCGUGUAUGUGAUGACUGCUUUGAGAAGUUAGAGAAAGGUUUAGAGGAGGAGGACCGUAGCGUGGAGCCGGAGGAAGACGGAGCUCAGCCAUCAAGAAUCAGUCUCAAGAAUCUGAAAGAAAGGUUUCAGAAAAUCAGGAAAAGUGGUCGCAAAUCUCAGAUGAAAAGACCAGCUGUACUGAAAGAAGUCCGUGCCAAUGAUGAAGGAUCGGUGAUGAGUGGAUAUCUUCGUAUCCUUAAAAAUAACAAGAAGUGGAAGAAACUGUGGUUUGUGGUCAAGGACAAAGUUCUCUACACGUACAAAGCUAGUGAGGACAUGGCUGCGAUAGAGAGUCUCCCCUUGCUGGGCUUCGAGGUGUCCAGGACAACUGUGGAUCACUUAAAAACAGGGUGGAUCGAGGGAGCGGAGCCUGACCUGGUGUUUCAGUUGACCCACAGCAACACACAGCCACACAUCUUCCGCACAGACAGCGCAGCCGCCACUGAGAAAUGGUUGACGGUGAUGAGAGAAUCCUCUGUGGCUUAGAGAAUGACAGAACAAUGCACAGAUGGUGCCAUGUUCAACGGUACCUUUAAAGUCAUCGAAGACCCACCUGUGGCCAUCUCACCUGGAGCAUUAGCUGGCAGCCCCAGUCAGGGACUGAACACAACAUCCUUAGUUUGAUGGCAGAACAUGCUGGGUUCCUGUCUCGUAUUUGUAGACACAAAACAAGUCUGGGUUCAAGUCCAAGAUUUGGUGUGAUUAUGAUUCUUGGUUUGUCAGUACCAUACUCACGUUUGUAGUUUCAAAAACACUGGGGAUGAUUUUACCACUCUGAGGUGAACGAUUGUGUUACAGCU
Molecule: messenger RNA, 4883 nt
Organism: Haliotis rubra (blacklip abalone)
Lineage: Eukaryota; Metazoa; Mollusca; Gastropoda; Lepetellida; Haliotidae
Product: FYVE, RhoGEF and PH domain-containing protein 1-like
Cellular component (GO): cytoplasm
Molecular function (GO): metal ion binding; guanyl-nucleotide exchange factor activity
Source: RefSeq, a predicted model, not a curated record